This is a messenger RNA of Engraulis encrasicolus (European anchovy), 990 nucleotides long. RefSeq lists its product as uncharacterized. NCBI's taxonomy places the organism in Eukaryota, Metazoa, Chordata, Actinopteri, Clupeiformes, Engraulidae. The record is from RefSeq and is a predicted model, not a curated record. The transcript is spliced from 6 exons. Bases 1 to 918 code for a protein of 305 amino acids.
AUGCUGUGCCCGCACACUCGUUGGCGGCGUCCUUCCUCCGUGGUGUCCACAUCUACAUCUUCGGCAUCGGCGGCCGCGGGUGUCAUCUAUGCCAGUGUGGGAGGGACAGCCAUCCUGCCUGGUGACGGUGUGGGGGGUCCGAACUGCUCCUCUGUGGAAUGGUCUGAUAAUCCAGAUGUUUCCGGCUUCACAUACACAUAUGAAAGAGGUAGCUAUAGAGUUUCCACCAGGAAGAUCUGGCCAGACGUGCCAUCUAAGCGAGCUGAAAGACUCAGUCUGCUGCCUGACUGUUCCCUCCACAUCACCAACAUCACCACUGAGGAUGAUGGAUUCUACAGAUGUGAAAAUCCCCUGAGUGGUCGGAGAAAAGAGUUUCUCCUUAUUCUUCUUGACGUUCCAUCUUCCCCCAGCGAGAUAGAGGCAGAGUCUGAAGAUCAUGUGACUCUCUCCUGUGUCCUUCACACUGGCUUUGACUGUGACCUGUCGACUGUGCAUCCGGAUUUUAACCUCAGCUGGGUGGAGGUGGAAGGGACUAACCUGUGGACCUCCACCAAUUACCAGAUCAGGAAAACAUCUGCCUGCAGCACCACCCUGACUGUCAAUCUCACAAGUCCCGCCCCUUACAGCCAGCGGAGGUGCCAGGUGACUACAGGAGGUCAAGUGCAGGUGUCUUCUGCCCUCUACACCUUUGGAUCCUUUCUAGCAGAUGUCUACAUGGUUGUGAGAUGGGCUGUUGUUUUGCUUCUGCUCGUCUGCGCCAUCACACUUGAAAUAAUCUGGAGGAGACGGAGAUCAAUGCUUAAAUAUGGACAAGGAGCACCUGCAAUUCAGCAAGAGGAUGAGCAAGAGGCAGAUGAUCAACCAUCUACUUCAAUCACCCAAGAACCCCAGCAAGAGUCCAUUUCAGAUUCCCAGUGAUCCCUCUGCUGAAGCUGAGCAGCCUGUAGUGUUGCAGCUCCGCCUACUCUUCAUCAUCACACUCUUCAUCAU